AUGAUCUACCAUCGGCAUCUGGCUGCAUGUCUCCUGCUCGGCCUUGCAGCGGCUUCCCUGCACCCGGACAUCCGCGCAGACACCAACCGCGAUGGCCUCGUUGAUAUUGACGGCGACUCGGACGUGGACGCCAAAGCAAUAUGGACCGACACCAGAGGGGCCAUCUUCCUCCCCAAUGUAGGCGACAAGUACCGACGCUGUCCACGCGAGGACCUGGCCGGCAUUCCGCUCAGCGACUCGGAGCUGGCCGCCUGCAACGACGCCUCGGGGGAUUAUCUCCUGGCCCCUGAAUACGUUGCACCCCUGAGAACGGUGCCGAUGGUCAACAUCUCAGACAGUAUGUUUGCCCACAUCUACGCCACUCCGCGCGCUGCCUCUGAGCGAGUCCGCAUCUUUGUCCUGGAGGAUGAGGCAGACCCCGAGGCCCCAGCGUCCUGGGCCUUCGUGGACCCCCAGCUCAACUUCAAUGCCUCGCAACUCCGGGCUGGCCUGAUCCUGGGCAUCGACGGCCGCGAGUUUGUGACCGACAGUCAGAUCUGGGACGGCACAGUCACAAUAAACUUCAACGUCCACGACCUCCUCGAUCCAGCUACCAACGCCAGCGACGCUGUCGCCCUCAAGGUUGCCCCCAUCCUGACACACCACCCCCUGCAACCCAUGCAGCAACUCAUCACAGCGGCCGCAACAAAGUCCGUGCCCGCCCAGCCCUACUUCAUCGAACAGCUCGACGCCGCCCGCGAGAGCGCCGGCAUCGAAGCGCCCCUCCUCCUCCUCAAGACCGCCGGCGACAUCUGGGCCCAGGACAUCCUCGAGCCCGCGUACGCAAGCAUGCCCGGCCCCAACGGCGCAAUCUCGCUGCGCAUCAUGCUCCGCUCAGCGCAGGGCAACCGGGACAGCGCACGCCAGCUCUUCGAGCAACUCCGUGGCCCGGGCGUCGGGGUCUGGCAGCCCAGCCCGCAGCCUGGGAAUCCAAACGCAUCAGACGCCUCCUUUGCGGCCUCAGGACAGGGCUCCCACCCCGUCAACGCCCUCGGAAACCUCGAGACUACCCCCCCUUACACUUCUACCUCCGGCGUGACAUACAAAGCCGGCCGCAUCAUCCAGGGAACGCACUUCGACCAGCUGCCCGCACAAUCCGUGCGCAGUCUGAUCGCCGGCCAGGGCGUGCAGAACACACUGUACCUCGAAGCAGGCUGGCUGAAGGUCGGACACGUCGACGAGUUUGUGCAGUUCGUCCCGUACGACAAUAGCCUAGGCUUCACGAUCGCCAUCGCCAGCCCAGACGCCGCCCUGCGCAUCCUCCGCGAGACACAGACCCAAGGCCACGGACACACAAACGCCCUCAGCUACGAUCCCAACACGCAAACCCAGCGCCCUUUCUUCCAGGCGCACAUCCCCAGCACACCCAUCCCCGUGAACCUAACCGUCGACGCCCUCCUCGCGGAUCCAGCCUUCCUCGACGCAAACACCUACGCCCAGACCCACCUCGCCGCCAACCUAGCCAUCCUCCUCGCCGAGAUCCCCCUCGCCGUAGAGGACAUCAUCCACGUCCCGGUCCUAUACCACGACCCUGCCUCUGCCUCGCACGAUUCAAAUUCCACGCCCGAAUUCAACGAGUCCACCCAGGUCCCACCGUACUCCCCCGCCCCGCCCGUCCCCCCAGGCGAGCACGAGCUCCUCACCUUCUACCCCAGCGCUGUUAACGGCAUUGUACUGGGGUCUCAGUCGGGCUACAUCGCGCCGAACCCGUUCGGGCCGGUGGUCGACGGCGUCGAUGUUAUAAGGCGUGGGGUGGAAGCGGCGUAUGCGCGUGCUGGGAUGGGGGUUAUUUUCAUUGAUGACUUUUAUUCGCAUCAUCUUGGGGCGGGGGAUGUGCAUUGUGGGAGUAAUGCGCUUAGGGCCGUGGAGGGGGAGUGGUGGGUGUGA
Molecule: messenger RNA, 1926 nt
Organism: Aspergillus mulundensis
Lineage: Eukaryota; Fungi; Ascomycota; Eurotiomycetes; Eurotiales; Aspergillaceae
Product: protein-arginine deiminase domain-containing protein
Exons: 1
Coding region: 1-1926 (641 amino acids)
Cellular component (GO): cytoplasm
Molecular function (GO): calcium ion binding; protein-arginine deiminase activity
Source: RefSeq, a predicted model, not a curated record